Bombus pyrosoma is the source of this 8300-nucleotide messenger RNA. RefSeq names its product monocarboxylate transporter 12-like. Gene Ontology annotation, biological process: transmembrane transport; monocarboxylic acid transport. The transcript is spliced from 10 exons. The record is from RefSeq and is a predicted model, not a curated record. The coding region runs from base 4442 to 5866 and encodes 474 amino acids. Gene Ontology annotation, molecular function: monocarboxylic acid transmembrane transporter activity. Lineage: Eukaryota; Metazoa; Arthropoda; Insecta; Hymenoptera; Apidae.
CUAUUAAAAUCAAAACUAUAACACAUUCUCUGAAAUAUAAAAGUGAAAUACAGGUAACAAAACAUCUAAGUUUGAAGCAUACUACGCGUUUCAACUUCAUAUCUGUGCCUAAAUGUGUACAAACAUUUUGAAAAUUUCGUUAAAGGUUUGGAAUGCUAAAUUGUAAAUAGUAGCAAAUUUUGUUCGUUCAGAAUUUUUUUAAAAUCACUUACUUUAUUCACACAUUUACGCUACUUUCAGACAUAAUUUCAUUAUGUACCUGCAUGUUUCGACUGUUUAUACGUUUAUUUGAUCACCGGUUUUUCUGAUAUUCACAGUUCAUCCCUGUUAAAAAUAUUUCAUCUUUCACAUCGUUAGAAAUAUUUCAAAAAUUUUACUUUACAUUUAAACGAUUUCACUCCAUAAAUAACAACCAUUAUUUUUUCAUGAUAUUUUUCCUAAUAAAUUUAAGAACUUUGUUUCGCUAAACGAAAUCAUUAACCAAAAAUUCAUUUCCAUGUAAUUUAAAAUAUAAUACAAUGCGUUAAACUUUAAACGAUACUUCUUCUUGAUCCUAACAUAUGCACUACAAUUUCCACUGUAUAGAUAUGGUUGCAGGAGAUAAGGCGUACGCAGACUGUAAGCUCUACGCAUUGGAAGAUUUGUGAAAUACCAAAGAAAAUCGAUGAUACAUCACUACAAUAUUUACGUAUUAUAAGUGUUCCACCAUAUAUCAUGUGUCUUAUCGCCCACAUAUGAUACGAAUAUCCCCUCCAGGAUAGAUAUAGUAUAUCUAUCUAUUUUAGAGAUUUAUAUUCCAAAAAGAAACAAUUUUGUAAGUUUAUGGAAAUAUUAUAACUAGACUGCAGAUAUUUAUAUAGAUCCAUAUUUCCAUAACCAUAACUAAAGAAACGGAAUCCAAAUAAUUUGUUCCACCUGGCAAAUGUAAUUUUUCAUUUUAUUUAUAUCUUUGUUUAAAUUUUGUUUUGUUUAAAAAAAAUGAAAGUAACAUAUGGCAGCAAAAGCUAUUGAGUGAUUUAAAAGGCAAAGAGCUAAAAUAUCUAUAUGGACUUAAACAAUCCCAUAUGCAGACAAUGGCAGUAAAAAUGAGGUGAUAUACGGAGGGUUAUUAUUUUAUAUUUCUUGCACAUUGUGUAUCUAUGUAUUAUUGCACCUACAAAUUUUCUAUAAAUACAUAAGCAUACACAAUCUUUUUAUAGUAAUCAAUUGCUGCUUUAUCGUUUAAUUAUUUCUUUAUCUUACUUCCCCAAAUUUUCGUAUUUUUAGUCUUCAAAUACUUCAUAGGAUUAUAUUUGAUGUCAAUAAGGAUGAUAUAAGUAAUUGAAUAACGAUGUAUCAUACUCUACUUUCUUAUCGCAACAUUUCAAAGCUGUUAUAUCAGUUGCAAUACAUUUUAAUAGAUAUUUAAAUAGAAAUGAAAGUCUAAAAUAUAAGUUAAAUUAAAAUAUAAAUUAAAUUAAAUGUAAUUAGAAUAUUAACUCUAUACGCUAAUACAUAGUUACUGUUUAUACGUGUCUAUUUUUAUUCUUUUAUAAUUUAGUGCUUCAAAUAUGUCGAUGUAUUGAAAAUCAUAUUUUUAGUCAAUAACUUCAUAUGCUAGAUAUGAUAGCAAUAAAAUUGCGUUUCUUGGCGCUUUAAGUAACAUAAUUAACGCGUUCCGAAUACGUUUAUCACGUUUCAACGUGAUAAAAUACAAUACAUACAGUCUCCGACACGUGAUAGAUCGUUUGUAUGAGAAAUAUUAUGUACACAUUGACAUUAUUAAUAUAAUUCACGUAUAUGUACAUGCUUUUCUAUGUUUAAUCGUAUGGAUAAUACACCUACUGAUAUUUUUACUAACCAAUAAAUAAUUUUUUCUUAGCCUUUCUUAAAUUUAUUACCAAUUAUUUGAAUUGGCAACAAAAAAUGAAUUUCGAUAAAUCUCCUCUCAUUAUUUAGUUUAAUUAAUCUUUGAGUUCAGGGUGAAUAAUAUUAUAAAUGUUGAAACACUGAUUGUGAUCAAAGUAUAUUUGCGGUGCAAAAAUAAAUUUGCUUUUAAACCGCAGCUAGUUCAUACCGCAAGUAAUUUAAACCGUUGGUAAAAAAUAUUCUUAGUGGUCGUGUUAAUUAAUCCAUGUAACGUACAGUUACUACUGAAGCUAAUAAUGAAUAAUUUAACUGAUUUAAAUAACUCUUUAAUGAUCAAUCACAUUGACAUUGUUGUGUAUAAAAUUCUGUUUAUAUUAUUAUAUUUCCAUAACCUUCGUAUAAAAAUAAAUUUGUUGUUAUUCAGUUUCUCCUUGCGAUAUAUUUUAUUUUUAAUUUGUUUUAUACAUUGGAGGAAUAAAUUUAGCUUACACAUUUAUGUAACUUAACAUGAAGUAUCGUAACAAUGAAGUCAUGAAAAAUGCGUGACUUGUCAAUAUAAAGCACCUCAUAUUGUAAAAAAGAAGGAGAAAUUUUUUAAUGUACAAACGGGGUGUUAUUCGCUUGUGUUAUCAAUCUUAUUGUAACAUGUACACAUGGACUUCGCGAGACAUAAUAUGAUAAGAAUAAUAAAUAAUAAGAAGAUAAUUGAGAAAUUCUUGAAAUUAGAUCAGAAUACAAUUUUUCUUUCGUGUAACGUGAUAGAAUAAAAUAAUUUUUACCAUUAAAAAUUCAACUAGCAAAUGUAAGUAUUUGCAGUACGUAUGCAUCCAUAGUAGUUUAUGUAUUGAAUAUUCAUGUUAGUUGUGCUAGCUAUGUUCCUCUUUUAAAGAUUGCCACCAGAUCAUAAAAAUAAUGCUAGAUUUGUAUUGUGAAUUAUCGAAAAUGUUUUAUAUGUAACUGCAUCUAUGGUUUACUCUUUGAAUAAAACAAAAGCGUAAAAUUCACAUACUUGAGUUGUUUUGAAUUGUGCAAUCAAAGUGUAAUGGCAGUAACAUAUAAAGAAAUUAGAAUAGUAUUGAUAAUAGCAAUAAUGUCAACUGUGAAAGUGAUAAAGCUAUCUAUUUCUGAAAUAUUUCAUUUUGGACCAUUAAAUCAACAUGCAUUUCAUUUUAUUUGAGCAUACCUGUUAAAAGAUAUAGCAAUGUAAAUAGAUUCGAUACAAAAUAGCCAUUAUCACACACACACACACACACACACAAAUAAACAAACCGGCGAAUUUAUAUAUAAAAAAAAAAAGGAGAAUCAAACGUAAUAUGAAAAACGAAGUCCGUUUCUUCACUUAACUCCUUCUCGUUCGAGGGAACGAAAAAGGUUAGAAAGGAGGCGGAAGAAAGAAAUGAUUCAUGAUCAUGAAGAAGAAGGAUCAUUAGUAAUCAAUCCAUCAUUGUUAUCACCGUUGCGAGCAAUAUGUGUGUAUCUUCAUUUUAGCCUGAAUCGAUUCAGUUUUUAAUUUAAAUUCCUUGGUGUGUAAAUGACCGCUACGAGAAGCGUGUUUCUAUUAAAUGCAAAAUGAAACAAUAUCGCGCGGCGAUAUUGACGCGGAUGUUCGAACGUAAAGCUUUGUCAACAUCAAUGCACAUUUCGCCGGUAAUGCUGCGAAAAUCGUUCUCACCACGCGCGUACAGUGUCGCACUCGGACGAAGUUCACGUAAUAGAACGAGGUGUGCACGAUGCAACGAGACAGUCAGUUCCGAGACCGAGUAUAAUAAAAAUCGGCUGCGAUUCGGGAAACGGAGAAAAACGAAGAAGUGACACUCGGGAAAACCAAGGUUGGAUCGACCGAUCGUCUGCACACUAGCCGCGGAACGCAACGAAACGAACGCGAAGCAGCAGUGAUCGUGGUCAAACGAGAAUAACGAGAUAUCGGUAAUCUCUUGUGUCUGCUCCGCUUCGGGUUUUCGUUUCUCCUCGUUGUCGAUCCUCCUCCAGUUUAUUCGCGAACUACGAUAAACAUAGCAGUGGAAACGCGUGUGACAUUACGAAGACAAUUCAAUACGCGACAUUCAAUGUUCACCAUCCUGGAUGGCAUCUGUUCAUGACCAUUCAUAGUGAACGCGAUCCGUAAAACGGGAAGACGAAAUUCGUGUGCGAAACAUAUGCGAUUCUAUGGUGAAAUAUGGACAAUAGGACGAACUGUUUCUUUCGUCCGACUCUGGUUAUAUUUUUAAUGGAAACACGAGUUUUUGAAACCGAAUACGAUUAUCGAUAUACAUCUGUUCUAUAUUCUGAACUGUCAUUAACAAAGAGGGGCAAACGUGAAACGAAUCGGUUCGAGAUGGCAUUGCAGUAACUUGCCAGUACUUAAUCGAAGCAAGAAGUGAUAGAAACAUCGAGCCGGCCUACCAGACUACGUGUCGGAUCAUUGAGCAGUGAAUAAAGAGGCGGUGACUAAACUAUUCUGGGACAUGGAAUAAUCAGCGUACGAUCGCGACAAGUUCAUUUUACUACACGUAUUGCACGAUAUCGGUUAGAUUCCUGACAGUUCAUGCAUGUAACUCGUUCAUAUGUGAGAAAUUAGUUGGAACCAAACGCGAUGAAUUCUGGUGACAAGAAGAAGAAAGGGCUCGAUGGCGGUUGGGGAUGGCUCGUUUGCCUUGGCAGUAGUCUCAUCACGCUCUCUUUACGAUCUUUGGAUCCCUCGUUUGGACUCCUUUUCCACGACCUCUUUAUAGAACUUGAGAUUGACUCCACAGGAGCGUCAUUCAUAAUGAGCAUUCUUGAUGCUAUUGUUAAUUUCUCAGGUCUCUUAAUAGGACCGUUAUUGAAAAAGUAUUCUUAUCGACAAGUGGCUUUCUUUGGAUCUCUUUUAAGCUGUACUGGACUGAUAUUGACGUCGAGAGCUAAUAGCAUGUUCCAUAUUGUUUGCACUUAUAGUGUUUUAGGAGGCUUAGGAACUGGACUGGCCAUCGCAUCAGCGUUCGUGGCGUUGAAUACAUUUUUUGAGAAAAAAAGAGGACAAGCUGUUGGCUUUUCUAUGGCUGGAACAACUUUGGCCAUGAUGAUAGUACCUCAGUUAAUUCAUCUUCUUUUGAAUUCAUAUGGAUUUCGUGGAGCGAUGUUAGUGGUUGGAGGAUGGGCGUUGCAUUCCACUAUUGGCGCUUGUUUAUUACGUCCAUUUGAACCUGAAAUUAAAAGUACAAAUGCCGAUACAAAGCAUAGAAAUAAUUCAACUAGAAGUGACAUGUUAUUACAAGUAGAAAACAAUGGAAUGGUGAAGGAAGUUAAAUGUGAUACAAGUGGCUCCGAAAAUAAUAUGCUGGAGUAUAAUAAGACGGAGAAGAUAAAAAAGAAGUCUCAAAAUGAAUACCUUAGGAAGAUAAAGGAAACCUUUGAUUUAGACUUACUUAAAGAUGGCAUCUACCUAAACAUAGUUGUUGGCUUGAGUUUAUAUUAUGUUGCUGAAUCAAACUUCAAACUAAUGACACCAUUUUUUUUAACUAGCAUACGAAUGAGCAAAGCGGAAGUUGCCUCUUGUUUGUCGAUAUCUGCAUUCACCGACAUUCUUGCCCGCCUUUUACUACCAACCAUUUUCGAUAGAUUGGGAUUCAAGAACAGAACCAUCUUCUGGGUUUUCUGUAUUCUAGUUGGAAUUGGACGAUCUAUUAUGGCAGCGCAAUCUAAAGGAAUACUUUUGAUAAUAACAUUCGUGAUAAUAGGAUUUUUACGUGGCGCCACUUUGGUAAAUUUAAACCUUACCGUUUCCGAAUAUUGUCCUUUAAACAAGCUGCCAAAUGCCUUUGGGAUGUUUAUGGUAUUUAAAGGUUUAUUCAUUGUAAUGCUGAGUCCUUUAAUUGGAUACAUCAGAGAUGUCAGCGAAAGUUAUGCACUUUGUAUACAUGUUAUGACACUGAUGAUAAGCAUCACGUUCAUUACAUGGAGUAUCGAGUGUAUGUAUAGGACGUUUAAAAACAGAAGAUCUGUUUUAGCUAAACAAGCACAAGACAUCGUGAUAGAAUAAUUAUCACUUAGGAUUUAAUAUUUAACAUUUUCAUAAGAACAGGUAGAACACAAUUUUAAUGAAAUUCAGACAAAACUUUAUCUAAAUAGGUAAUGGAUAUUUAUUAUGAAUUGACUGGUAAAUGAACACUGUUUCAUCAAAAUAUUCUAUUAUUUAUAUAUUUGAAUAUUAUAAUAUUUCAUCGAGCGAUGAAUAUUCGAUUAUUUAUUAUGAAAAUUUAUAUUAAUAUGUUAAUUAACUUGUAAAAAAUAUUUCACAAUACUGUCUGCAGCGUAUAACUGUUUGCAACAUUUGCAAGCAUGAAUAUUGUAUUCAAUAAUUCCGUCUCUUAUAUUUUUUCUAAUCUUUUAGCAGCUUAGAUUGCAAGCCUUGAAAUACUUUUGUAAGUAAUUUUACAAAAGUAAAAGUUAAGUACUAGAUAAUGUUUUAGUGGAGAUAGAUGAAUUUUUCGUUUACGUUACAUAAUCACUAAUAUACAUCAUAUAGUUUCGAUCUAAUGCAAUAUUAUUUUUUUAAUUAGAAGCUAUUUUUAAUAAACGUAGCUCCUUAUUUUUUAUUUUUAUCUUUUUUUCCUUUAAGAUCGCAUUCACCUCUGAGUGUUAUUAUUAUUAUUAGCGUACCAUAGUAUCAUUAGUACCUUAGUACCUACACGGUUGCAUUAUAUAGGCUUGCAUUAUACUAUAUUAAGCUCGUAUGUCCUUAGAUUAUCGUAGAUAUGUACAAUAUUUACAUUGUUAUAAUGAACACUUAUGUAUAAUAGAUGUCAAUUAGGGAUGAGUGGCGUAAUACCGACCGUUCUAAGUUUUGUUACAUCUUUGGCUAGAGUCGGUAAAAAACAAAAUUUUUAAAAUGAGCUUACGGUACAAGUGGUAUUUAAUGAAGGGAAAGAAAAAUGAAUUUUAUGUUAUUUUGUUCAUUAUAAAAAUGAAAUUCAAUAAUAAGAAUUGAUAAUUUGCAAGAGUAAAUAUGUUGUAAUUUGUACAAAACGAAAAAUUGUCGUCCAGUACCGAACAAUUAUUUAAUCAGUAGAUUUUUCGGUCUAAAUGAUUAAUAAUACUAAAAGAAAACAUUUAUAUGUUAGAAUACAUAUUUUUAUUCAAAUAUUAUUUUUACAUAUAUCAAAAGUAAAAUAAUUAAUAUUCUUUUGGUCUGUACAUGCGACGUGUGCCCAGCCUUCACAUUCGUCGUUUUUUGGAACAUUGAAAGCCUCAGCGGCCUGUUUCUGGAUCAUUUUAUUUUUGACGCUACAAAGCAUCAUUCAUAUUCUCCUUUGUAUAUUUCCCUUUUCUCUACUUUGAAAUUUCAGACAUUUCUUUGCGGGAAAACGUACAAGGAAGAUUAAAUGAAUAUCUUCUAAUUUAAUUUCAGUUGCUAACAAAUUGAAUUUAUAGAUAGAUAAAAUUUGGACCGUAUUGAUCUAUGGCUGAUUCGUUAGUACUGGAUGACAAACAUGUGGAAACGUUUUAAAUCAUAAUGUAUAUUUAUACAUUACAUAGAAUUGCUUUUUCAAAAUUUCAAAAAUUCAUUUGUUUAUUCAAAUAAAAGUGCUAAUAUCUGUUAAAAAAGAUCAGUACUAAUUUUGAUCACUGUAUGCCGGUCGAUACUGCACGACUCUUCUCUACAGAUUAGUUGAAGAAGGUUUGUGUCUUUUAGGAACUGUCGGUAUUGCAACUUCUACACGUGUAUCCAUUAUUAUAUAACAUGCAAGCUAGUUUAUCUUCGUGAUAUUUUAAAUGUUGAUAUCCUUAAAUUUAGUUUCGCUAUAUUAUACAGGAUACUCCACUUAGCAUGGUCAGCUGAAAAUUAUGUUGUUGCUAAAUUUAUCUACAUCAGUAAAAUCUUGAAACUGAUCUAACUAUUUAUAUAUUUUGUGAACCUCAACAUUAUCUCACAAAACUAAUUUUUGUAUCACUUAAAAUAAUAGGUAUAUUUCAGGUGAUCAUGUUAAGUGAGGUAGACUAUUCAUUAACUUUUGUCAUAUGUUUUAUAUAAAAUUUUCUAAUAUAAUGUAUAAUUUAUGUUACUUACAAUAUGACAAUCGAAUUUAAAUUUUUAAACUUUAUUUAAUUCGUUUAUUGCAAUCUUAUUAAAAAGAUAUGUGUAUAUAUUACUAGCUAUUCAUAUAUUAGUAAAUACCAAAGCACGUGUAAAUAUUGUAACUUAUCAUAGUGAAUUUAAAGAUUAGAUAUUUCUUUAUUCGAAAUAACCAAACACAUCGAAAGGAAGUGCAAUGAAAGUCGAAAACUGAUGUGAUUAUUGAUGUGAUUAAUAAUGUUUAUAUAAAUGCUAUGAUGUUAAUCAUAGAUUUCAUGUUAUUAUUCUAAUAAUGAGAUGUACCUGACAUUUUGUAUAUCGUAGGAAUCUUUCAUGUACCUAGUUUUGAAGCACUUUUGAUGAGAAUUUAAAGUAAAAGAAUUAAGAAAAAUUGUCGCAA